This is a messenger RNA of Saccostrea cuccullata (small rock oyster), 2620 nucleotides long. RefSeq lists its product as uncharacterized. The record is from RefSeq and is a predicted model, not a curated record. Gene Ontology annotation, molecular function: metal ion binding; glutathione gamma-glutamylcysteinyltransferase activity. The transcript has 6 exons. Lineage: Eukaryota; Metazoa; Mollusca; Bivalvia; Ostreida; Ostreidae. Gene Ontology annotation, biological process: detoxification of copper ion; response to metal ion; phytochelatin biosynthetic process. The coding region runs from base 94 to 1590 and encodes 498 amino acids.
AAAUCUGGGUGAUUUUAACGAUUUCUUCAAUGUUCUUUGUGGUGAAUUGUUUACGAUAUUAACUUGUCAUUAUUAUAAAUUGAGCUUCUAUAGAUGUGGAGAUGGAGAAGUUGUAUGUACCUAAAAAAAUCUCUCUGUGGUUUUCAUAGUCCAGUCAGCUCAAAGGACCGCCUGUGUUACAGAAGCAUUUCAAAAGUGACUGUACCUGAGAGAGCAGUAUCACUUGAGGUCAGUCCAGUAAGUAUGGCUGACGUCCCCCAGAAAGUCCCUCAGUUCUACAGAAGGGUACUCCCUCAGACCUGUAUAUCAUUCUAUUCCGAGGAAGGAAAGAAAAUUUUCCGCGAAGCGCUAGAUUCGGGACACAUGGAGUGCUACUUUAAGCUGGCUGCCCAGUUUCGGACUCAGGAUGAGCCGGCCUUCUGUGGACUGACCACUCUAGUGAUCGCAUUGAAUGCCCUGGAGGUGGAUCCCGGCGAAGUGUGGAAAGGACCUUGGCGCUGGUACCAUGAGAGAAUGUUGGACUGCUGUAUUCCUAUCAGUCUGGUGGAGCAGGAGGGGAUCACGUUCACCCAGUUUGUCUGUCUGGCCGAGUGUAACUCGCUGGAGGUACAGCCAACAAAGGCAGGCACGGGGGGUACACUGGAACAGUUCAGAGACAUCAUUAUUGAGUAUACAAAGAGGGACGAUGAAUUUCUGAUUCUCAGCUACUCCAGGAAAACUCUCAAUCAAACAGGUGAUGGCCAUUUUUCUCCUGUGGGAGGGUACCACCCUGAGAAAGAUCUGGUCCUGAUGCUGGACACAGCCAGGUUUAAGUAUCCUCCUCACUGGGUCACGGUCGAUCUACUCUGGGAAGCUAUGCACGCCCUCGACAAAACUACAGGUGAACCAAGAGGCUACCUCACAGUGAAGAAGAAAAUGCAGUCUUCACACACAGAACAGAGAGACAUUUUGACAUUGUUUAAGAUUUCACCUUCCUUUGACAUAACUAACGUCAAGGUCUUCAGUCCUGGUAUUUCUCCGUUCAUCACUCAGUGGCAAGAUUGGUUAGAGAAAGAAUACACCGAGCAGGAGGGAGACAACAACGCAGUGCAGUACAUUAUCCAGAAUCUGGACACCUGUGCUGAAGCAGGGGAUGAAAAUGAAACGGUUUUCACCACUCAGAUUGACAUUAAAUGUGUCGGCGAUAUUUCCAAGGCACAUGCCUGUGUAGUCCAUCAGCUUCUGAACAGCAUUGAAAAAACAUCUGUCUACAAAGCUGUGACAGAUUUUCUUACUCAGCAGGGCAAAGAACAUCAUUUAGACAAACUUGGACGUAUAACCAGCAAUCUUUCCAGUGGACAGGAGGAGUGUUUGGGAGGGAAACUGACCACUGCCCACUUUGUGGUCAUGUUUCUCUUCUCCUGGCCGUACGAGGAUGACGGCGACCACAGCGUAAAGAGGAACAAAGACGUGCUGCUAAAUCUUAAAUCUGAGGCAUUUGGUAAUGUGUUAAGUGGAGAGUUUAAUAUACUGAGAAAGCAGUUCACCAGCUUGCUGAAACUUCGCAAAGAAAAAAUGGCUAAGAGGAAGAAGUGUAGCUGUCACAAAUAGUUGUUUGAAUCAACAAAGGGUGUGUAAGGUUGUCUGAUCCCUCAACUAGGAGAGACUACUCUGAAAUUAAUUUAUUACAGUGUUUUUUUUUUUAAUCUCCGUCUUUUGGAAUGGGUUGUUUCAAAUUUCCUUUUGUUGACUAAAGUUUGUUAAUUGAUCAUGUUUAUCUCUCUUAAAAUAAUUUUGUAUGUUUCUACAUGAUUAGAUUUACUUUAGUUAUCAGACAGUAUACCAUUUCCGUUAGAGAGACAUUGAUCUUGUAGAUCAUGGGAUGUUUAAGGUGCUUUGGUGCAUUUUGCCAUAUUUUUAUUUAUGUUAUAUUGUUUAAACAUAAACAUGUUAAAUAUUUAAUCAAACCAGUAUGAGAUUUUUGAUAGGAAAGAUGUUAUUUUAUUUUACAAAACCCCAUCAUGCUAGCUUAUAAGUUAUUAGUUUUUUGGGAGUACAGUGUAUUAUGUAUAAUUACAAAUGCGUUUAAUUGUUCUUGCCUGUUAGUUUUCAGUGAUUGGGGGGCUCAUUAUUUUUUUUUACAAUGGGACCCUGAUUGUUUUGUUUUCACAAUACAUUGGUUUUUUUUAAUUAUAUACACUAUUCAUAUUAUGCUAGAUGCAUUUUUUUGUUUGGUGAUCCACCAGACUUUUUAUUUGCUUUUAUUUCCUAUCUUUAAGUUAUUUGUUGUGAAGACAUUAUAAUUAUCACACUGAUAAAAAGACUACAUGAGGAUCUUGGAAUGAUAAUAGAGUCAAACUUUGUUAUCUCGAACCUGAUGGGGCUAAGAAAAAACUUUGAGAUAUCCAAGGAUUUAAGAUAUUGAGGGUAAAAUACUUAAAGAAUAUCUGGUUGGGACUUUGUCAUCACUUCAACAUAUCCAUGGUAUUCGAGAUAUCAAAGUUUGAGAUCCUUAAGUUCAACUGUACCUUUACACAAUAAAUCACAUGGGAUUUUUUGUUUGAUAAAUUCUUCUAUAUUGUUUUUUUUCUGUAAUUAAUGGAUAUAGAAUCAAACAUAAUUCAAAGUUGUACCAUCUGAA